AUGGGCGCAGGAGACAUCAGACUGUUACAAUCAUUGGUGAUACAUAAACAACAAUUAUGGCCGAAUGCUUACAUGUCUCAACCUUCGCCCCGAAACACAAGGGAGAGAAAAAUAGAAGUUUUGGUGGGAGCAGGAUGGAGGGCGCGACCCCAUGAUCUCGAUCGGGACGUGUUGGAUAAUAAAUCAAGCGGCCCGAUUAGCCUGUUUGACUUUCAAAAUCAGGCUGUCCCGCAUUACCGGUCCGUGUAUAAUGACGAUCACACAGCCAAGAGAAGAAGUGCCCCGGGUGAGGAAGAGGGCGGGAUGACCCAUGUAAUCGGGCUUUCCCGGCGGCGCAAAAGAUGCGCAGCAUCUGCGAAGUAUUUAGAAAUGGCGCUGGCGACAGAGGUGCGAAAUCUUUCUAGAAUGCCGUUCUUCACGACUGACAUAGCCGAUAACAAGACUCGACACAUAAAUUUUCAUGCGGGCAUUUAUACUGACUCGAUAUUGAUCAUGUACCUUUCAGUUGCUCUUACUACUGUUUUUAUUGGAUUUACUGUGGCUGGCCCUAUGGCGAAGAGAGAUCUCGGUGAUAAUCCUAACCUCGCUACUCGACAGGUUGAUUCCAAUGGCUUCGCUACCGGCCCCGGUCUCGUGAGCGCUCCGGCAGUUGCUUCGCCAGAGGAUGAAAUCCACCCCGGAUCUGGAUUUUUCAACCCGGCGGGCUUCGGUAUUAGACCCGGCAAAGACCAAGCGGGCUCUUAG
This is a messenger RNA of Cordyceps militaris CM01, 744 nucleotides long. RefSeq lists its product as uncharacterized. NCBI's taxonomy places the organism in Eukaryota, Fungi, Ascomycota, Sordariomycetes, Hypocreales, Cordycipitaceae. The record is from RefSeq and is a predicted model, not a curated record. The transcript is spliced from 4 exons. The coding region runs from base 1 to 744 and encodes 247 amino acids.